AUGUGUCUACUCCACCUGGCACAUUGGCGGCAGUGGCAGCUGCGGCACUUUUUCCCUGGCCACAGUCCGUCACGCCGUGAUCGUAUGCCUCAUCUCGAAGUGAAGGUAGGACCCGACCGUUUCCAUAUGGAACCGUGUCGGGUCAAUGAUAUGAAGCAUCCUCAUGAAAUUAACACGGAUCACUUUGUGGGACGUGUGCUUGUGCGCAUCAUUGACGCGCCAGGCGCGAAGCAGGGCGAACCGGGACGUGAGUACUUCCGUGAUCGCACACGUCGCUUUUGUAUCCAAAUUGAAGGGCGGUUCAAGCAGCAGUGGUCAGGCGAUGAUAUUCUGUUCGGCUCAGACUUUGAUAAGUUUGUGCCGUUCCCUCGGGCGCCCUUCAAUGCCGGUAUGCGUGUAGCACGCAUGAUUGACCCAUGCACGUUUUACGAAGAGCAUCCACCAUCUGGCCGUCCCUAUAUCAUGUCGCCCUAUACGGCAUGUAUGAAUGUAUUCUGUGCAUGGCCUGCACCGUCACGUCUGGACGACGCUGUCGUCGUUGCGCAUGACAAUGGCGUGACGCCCAGCUUGGCCAUCGAGCAUGAAAACGAUGGCGGAGUCGUGCCUGUGGAGCAUGUAACGGCCCCGCAAGAAGGCCGAUCUGAAAAGAAGGGCGGGUGGCUCUCCUCGCUGCGCCACCCUGCGAAAGACGAUCGUGUGACGGCACCGUACUGGCGCUUUAUUGGUUUCCGGAACGACGAGCGUGUACGUGCGUAUGUCGCGAUGCAUCCGCCCAACAAGCCGGCGGCAACGCCUACCACGCCAGCACCUGUGCGUCCUGUGCCUGUGCAUCCUGUGCCUGUGCACCCAACACCCCGCGCUGGUGUGCCGCAGUACAUGCAAGGCAUCGACACCAAGAUGAUGAGUACGCUUGGCUCCAGCAAGAAAGCGGAUAUGAUUUUGGGCCAUCACCAUAUGGACCGGCCUGGCACGCCCCAGUUGCCUGUGUUUAUGGCGUCGAAUUUGCAGGUGAAUACGGGCCAGGAGUACACGAUCGGUUCGCCGGGUCUCACGCACCCGGUGGCACCGACAGCGCAACCUGGGAAAAACGACCUCAUGGAAGCGUAUGCGCGGACCGGGAUGACGCCGAGCCCUGCUCUGUCUCUCUCGCAGUCGUCCUCGCUCGAUGAGUGGCUCGGUCCGUGGCGCUUUGGGGACCCAGGCGCGGAUAUGGUGGAAGACAAUGCCUUUAUUUUCACCGAAGAAAGUGUCUCUGUACCGAAACGGCGGAAGCACUUUGCCAACGAUGCGAACCGGAAGAACUUUACGUACCAUCCUGACGUCGUGUAUGGUGCGUCGUUCUUCUCCAACCUGUUCGACUUUAACACGUUUGACCUGAACAUCGGUCCUGUACACAUUAAUGUGAACCCAUUCUUCCGCGAUAUGCCUAUUCGCUACACACUUCGCUCCAAGACUAAUGAAGAAAUUGUGUUCUGUACUAUUUCAUUCCAACUUGUCGAUUGA
This is a messenger RNA of Malassezia pachydermatis, 1503 nucleotides long. RefSeq lists its product as hypothetical. The transcript has a single exon. The record is from RefSeq and is a predicted model, not a curated record. The coding region runs from base 1 to 1503 and encodes 500 amino acids. NCBI's taxonomy places the organism in Eukaryota, Fungi, Basidiomycota, Malasseziomycetes, Malasseziales, Malasseziaceae.